AUGGUUGAGCACGGGAUAGUUCUAGGACAUGUAGUGUUGUCUAGAGGAAUUGAGGUUGAUAAAGCUAAAAUAAAUGUGAUAUCUGCUUUACCUUACCCCGUAACUGUACGGAAAGUUCGUUCUUUUCUAGGACAUGCAGGUUUCUGUCGCAGAUUUAUCAAGGAUUUCUCAAAGAUCGGGGCACCACUUUUCAGGCUUUUGCAAAAGGAUGUCAGUUUUGAAUUCAACGAGGAGUGCAAAGAAGCGUUCGAGAAGUUGAAAAAACUACUCACUUCUUCACCUGUCAUCCAACCCCCUGAUUGGAAUCUCCCAUUCGAAAUUAUGUGUGAUGCCAGCGACCACUCCGUAGGAGCAGUUUUGGGACAAAGGAUGGAGAAAGCGGCGCACGCAAUAUAUUACGCCUCUAGAGCUUUAAAUGGCGCCCAACUCAAUUACUCCACUACGGAGAAAGAACUCUUAGCUGUUGUUUUUGCUUUAGAAAAGUUUAGACCUUAUUUGCUAGGUGCUAAAGUAAUUGUGUAUUCUGACCAUGCAGCUUUGAGGUAUCUGCUGACCAAGAAGGACGCUAAACCCCGUUUGACAAGAUGGAUAUUGCUCCUGCAGGAAUUUGACUUGGAAAUCAGAGAUAAAAAAGGAGCAGAGAAUCUAGUAGCUGACCACCUAAGUCGAAUAUUGGUAGCGGAGGAGGAAUUACCAUUAAGGGAGUCUUUUCCUGAAGAACAUUUACUUUCUAUUAAUUCAUCCCCUCCUUGGUUUGCAGAUAUUGUGAAUUAUUUGGUUACUGACAAAUUGCCCGCAGGUUGGCCCAAGGCAAAAAGGGACAAACUAAAAAGCGAUGCAAAGUACUAUGUCUGGGAUGAUUCCUAUCUGUGGAAACAAGGUGCUGACCAAAUAAUGAGGCGAUGUGGUAUAGAUUUCACGGGUCCCUUUCCAAAUUCUUGUGGAUUUUUAUACAUUUUACUAGCAGUGGAUUAUGUCUCGAAGUGGGUGGAAGCAAAAGCCACCCGCACUAAUGAUUGUAAGGUGGUUGCAGAUUUCAUAAAGUCUAACAUUUUUGUGCGAUUUGGAAUGCCACGGGCAGUUGUGAGUGAUAGGGGAACACAUUUUUGCAACAAAACAAUUGCUGCUUUGUUCAGGAAGUAUGGUGUACUUCAUAAGGUUUCCACUUCCUACCAUCCACAGACCAAUGGUCAGGCUGAAGUCUCGAAUAGGGAAAUAAAGUCUAUUUUGGAAAAGAUGGUCCGCCCUGAUAGGAAGGACUGGAAUUCAAGGUUGGAAGAUGCCUUGUGGGCAUACAUGACCGCUUACAAGACACCUAUAGGGAUGUCUCCCUAUAGGUUGGUAUUUGGUAAGCCUUGCCAUCUUCCAGUGGAGUUCGAGCAUAAAGCAUUUUGGGCGGUUAAGCGAUGCAAUAUGGAUAUUGAGGAGGGCGGAAUUCAAAGGAAGUUACAGUUACAGGAGUUGGAGGAGAUUCGCAAUGAAGCUUAUGAGAAUGCGAUAAUUUAUAAGGAGAGGAAUAAGAUUUUUCAUGACCAACAGAUCUCAAGGAAGACUUCGAGUGUGGGCAAAAAGUUCUACUGUACCACUCCAAAUUGA
Messenger RNA from Coffea eugenioides, 1596 nucleotides. RefSeq lists its product as uncharacterized. The record is from RefSeq and is a predicted model, not a curated record. Gene Ontology annotation, biological process: DNA integration. Gene Ontology annotation, molecular function: nucleic acid binding. The transcript is spliced from 2 exons. NCBI's taxonomy places the organism in Eukaryota, Viridiplantae, Streptophyta, Magnoliopsida, Gentianales, Rubiaceae. The coding region runs from base 1 to 1596 and encodes 531 amino acids.